Nerophis lumbriciformis (worm pipefish) is the source of this 1132-nucleotide messenger RNA. It is a transcript of the gene c1qtnf7, whose product is annotated as C1q and TNF related 7. The record is from RefSeq and is a predicted model, not a curated record. Lineage: Eukaryota; Metazoa; Chordata; Actinopteri; Syngnathiformes; Syngnathidae. Gene Ontology annotation, molecular function: protein binding.
AGCUGGAGUGGUCUGAGGACAGCACGCUGAUGUGGUGAUAUCACUGAAGUAGAAGAUGUCAACCAAAGUGUAGGACUGAUCUUCCAUGGGAGAUGUGAAGAUGUGGGCCGUCAUGGCGCUGAUCUGCAUGUGCCAAUGUGGACUGGCACAGCUGCUGAAGGGAACGCCCCCCCGUCUAGUCUGCAGCGUACCCGGAUCACCCGGCACCCCCGGCCAGCCCGGCCCCAGCGGGGCCCCGGGAGGAGACGGGAACGUGGGUGUCCCUGGCAGAGACGGCAGAGACGGCAGGAAAGGGGAAAAGGGACAGAAGGGAGACCCAGGUUUGAAAGGCAGAGUCGGGGCUACAGGUAAGCUUGGCGAGCGAGGUGGGCGUGGCCCUGCAGGUAAACAAGGUCCUGUGGGACAGAAUGGAGAAGCGGGCCCGCCGGGCGCUAGCCAUGGCGGCGAGAAAGGACAAAAGGGCCAACGCGGGACUGCCGGCACUGCGGGAAAAUGCCGAUGCGGCGACACGGCGCCCAAGUCAGCGUUCUCAGCGGGGAUCACCAGCAGCUACCCCGUCGAGAACACGCCCAUCAAGUUCAACAAGGUGCUCUUUGACCAGGGUGGCCACUACAGUCCCCAGACGGGCAAGUUCACGUGUGUCUACCCGGGCAUUUACUACUUCUCCUACCACGUCACACUGGCCAACAAACACCUGGCCAUCGCCCUGGUGCACAACGGGCAGUAUCGCCUCAAGACCUACGACGCCAACACGGGCAACCACGACGUGGCUUCUGGGUCCACGCUGAUGCACCUGGACCCUGAAGACCAGGUGUGGAUGGAGGUCUUCUACCACGACCAGAACGGUUUAUUUGCCGACCCGGGCUGGGCAGACAGUUUGUUCUCAGGCUUCCUGCUCUACGCUGACGCCGACUUAUUGGACGCAAUGGCAGAGGACGUCACACCCUGACAACACCGCUAAGGAUUCUGGGAAUUCUGUAUUAUGCUGGGUUAUUCUAUCCAAAACCCCCAAUCACAUGUUAUAUUCACGAUGUGACAUCAUGUCCUAUCUAGUUCAUAGAAAAGCGCUGUAUACAAACCCCGUUUCCAUAUGAGUUGGGAAAUGGUGUUAGAAGUAAAUAUAAACGGAAUA